AUGAGUGAUGAAGAAAAUAAUUUAGAAACAACCGUGAAGGAAUUUGCUAUGAGACUACACAAUAAAUUGCAUGAGCAAGUAAGAAUUAUGCAGAAAACAGAACUGGAUGAGAGCAUGUUGAAUCCACAAGAUUUUGAAAAAUUAUCCACAAUUCCAAUUUAUAGGUUUUAAUUAUAUAUUAAGUAAAUAGCCAUAUUUGAUAAAGCAUAUUUAGCUAAAUCAAGUAUAGCACCAAACGAAUGUUUUCAAUAUGUGAGUGACUGAGUCAAAGAGCUAAUUGAGCUUAAGCGAAAUUUUACAGUUUUCCAGACUUUUAAAGGCUUGCCAAGAGAUAAAACCUAUCAAAAAUCUCUUCAGAAGUUAGAAGAAGUAAGCAGAAACCAUAACAAAGUCCAACACCAACUCCGUCUUUAUAUAGACGAGCUUCAAAGCGAUGUAGAAAAAAGCAAAAAUAAAGCUAAAAAUAUCGAAUUUGAGUUUUAUAAAACUGUUGAGGAGCUUGAAGCUGAAAAGAAAAUGUUAGAAUUGGAGCUCCAACGCAAGGACAAAAAGAUUCACAGACUGCGUAUGAUAAAUCCAAAGAAAAUCGAGCUUUCUGAAGGAGAAAGAAAAAGUCUAUCUUUUGAUAUUACAGGAGGAACAACCUCUAAAAUGAUUGAAGUUGAUAAUAAAAGGAUGGAAGAAGAAAUCAAAGAAAAAGAAAAAGAGUGCAGAGAACUCGAGUAUCAAUAUAACUUACUUAAAAAGCGUCUCUAUAAUGAUCGGAAUCAGAGGAAUUUUUCGAUUUCUCAGCAAUUCAGACAUAAAUAUGAAGAAAAAUGCCAGGAAGUGUUAAGCAUACAAAAAAAUUUAGAAAAUUGGCAAGUUAGAAAGCGGCAAAGCCGCUCUCAUUCUCCUUUUGACCAAGUAUAUACAGAGCCAAGUCUUCGAAGGAACAGCAAGUCUCCUCUUGUAAGGCCUGCUUGAAAAUCAAACUCAUCUAAAAAGAUAAUUCGAGUUCAGUCCUUGAAAAGAACGAUCUCCACUCUCAGUAAACCUCACCUGCUUGAUCGAUAA
Blepharisma stoltei is the source of this 1056-nucleotide messenger RNA. NCBI's taxonomy places the organism in Eukaryota, Ciliophora, Heterotrichea, Heterotrichida, Blepharismidae. The record is from the annotation of a GenBank genome assembly.